Molecule: messenger RNA, 3893 nt
Organism: Brienomyrus brachyistius
Lineage: Eukaryota; Metazoa; Chordata; Actinopteri; Osteoglossiformes; Mormyridae
Product: protein Jumonji-like
Biological process (GO): chromatin remodeling
Cellular component (GO): nucleus
Molecular function (GO): histone demethylase activity; DNA binding
Source: RefSeq, a predicted model, not a curated record
GUGGCUGUAUUGGUAACCCGUGUUCUCUGCUGUAUGUUUGUGCAGGACGACAGCGAUGGCAUUCCCUGGUCGGAGGAGCGAGUGGUGCGGCGAGUCCUCUACCUCUCCCUCAAGGAGUUCAAGAGCUCCCAGAAACGGAUGCUCGGGGGGGGCCGGCAUCAGCGAUGGAACCAAGGCUCGUUGGGGAUUGGUCAGCUGAAUGGCUCGGGGUCCAAAGGCCUGGCUAAGGAAGGUGGCCGGGGUUCGACUCAAAGCACGGACGGCAGCAGCGACUACUCGGAGGACGGCCCAGUCAAGAAGAGGCCCCGACUGCAAGCCCAGAGGAAGUUUGCUCAGUCUCAACCCAACUCUCCCAGCACGACCCCGGUGAAGGCAGCUGAGGCUAUGCUCCCCACCCCUGCCUCCCAGAUCACAGACCUCUCCAGGCGCAAGCCCAAAACGGAGGACUUCCUGACCUUCCUCUGUCUCCGAGGUGAGCCAGGCAGCCCGACUCAGCAUGGCCUCUUGGGGAGCUCCCAGGACGAGGACGAGCUGGCGGAUGAGGAAGAGACUGAGACUACGCGGGCGGAGGCCAGCGUGGCGUCGGCGUCCUGCCCGUACACUCCGCGGAAGGGCAAGCCGCCUGGCAAGCAGGCCCUGAACGGACAUGUCUUCAAUGGCUACAGCAAGGCUUCGCGGGACAAAGAGGGAGCUGGCAAGCUGAAGGGCCGGGAGGCGACGCCAGUGAAGGAGCGCAGUGAGCGGCCAGACGGCCGCAGGGAACAGCCCACCCCUCAGGCUGGAGCCCCGGCCAGGGGGCCCUCUGCUGGCAGUGUGCCUUACAAGCGCACGGCUGAAGAGCUCCGCAAGCAGGUUUCCAAGGUGAACGGACUCACGCGGGGACCCCCUGCCGUCACACACACAGCCAGUGCCAAAAAAACGAAGGACUUCCGUCUGCCGUCCAAAACUGUGAAGUGCACACAGGCUGCGAGCAAGGCCCGCAUCACGCACACCAAAGCCAAGGGGGCGCUGGUCAGGAGGUCCAGACUGAACCACAGCAAACACGCCACGCUCCACAGACCGCCCCCAAGGAAGCACUACCACCCCGGCAACGGCCUGCCCCACUCCAACUCAGGAAAAGCCCAAGGUAGCAAUGCAAAAACACGCAAACAGGUGCUAUUGUCCAAUGGGGCGCACAAGCUGGCCAACGAGGGCGGCGCACGCCUCAACGGACGUCUCAACGGGCAGCUGUUCCCCAAAGACGGCAUCCCCCAGGGCCGGGAGGGUCUUCGCAACUCCAAGAGACGUCUGGCGGCAGCGGGGGCCACGGUCCAACUGCUUCUGGAGAGAUCCAAGAAACCGAAGCCUCCUGCCCCUGCCCCCGAGGCUCCCGGUGAGGCAGCUGUGCCCAGCGGGGCGGCAGUGCCUAAUGGGCAUGUCGCCACGGAGACGAGCAUGCCCAGCCCGGAACGCCAGCGGCCCAGGCGCUCAACUGCGGGGCGGCUCAUGUUCAGCCGGCACUCGCAGAUCUCCAGCGUGGCACCAGCGCCGCAGCAGGCCGCCCCCGACCACUCUUCUACCUCAGCCCACGAGCCGCCUCGCGUCCAGCACAAGCAGGCAGAGCCCCGGGCCAAGACCGGCUGCCCCCCCAUUACGGAGGUGCUGGUGCUGCAGCCCAACUCCACCGAGUUCCAGGACCCGCUGGCGUACCUGGACUCGGUGCGCGAGCAGGCCGAGCCCUACGGGCUGUGCCGCAUAGUCCCCCCGCCCGAGUGGCGGCCCGAGUGCAAGCUGAACGAGGACAUGCGCUUCGUCACGCAGGUGCAGCACGUGCACAAGCUGGGCCGGCGCUGGGGCCCCAACGUGCAGCAGCUGGCCUGCAUCAGGAAGCACCUGCGCUCUCAGGGCAUAACCAUGGAUGAGCCGCCCCUCAUCGGGGGCUGCGAGCUGGACCUGGCCCGCUUUUUUCAGCUCAUCAAUGACAUGGGCGGAAUGCAGCAGGUAACGGACCUCAAAAAGUGGAGCAAGCUGGCGGACCUGCUGCGGGUGCCACGCUCCGCCCAGGACCGGCUGGCUAAACUGCAGGAGGCCUACUGCCAGUACCUGCUGUCCUACGACUCGCUGUCAGCCGAGGAACGCCGGAGGCUGGAGCAGGAGGUGCUGGCCGAGAAGGAGAACCUAGAGCGGCGGCGGGGGCCCCUGGAGGGCCACUCGGAGAAUGCGCAUCGCUCGCUGGCACUGCCGCGCUACGAGCCCAAGAACGGCCUGGUCAACGGCAUGGUGCACAAGGACGGCCUUCGUGGCCGACUCAAGGACGCCGUGGACGCCCUCAAGAUGGGUCGGCGCCGGCUGUUCGCUCAGGAGAGGAAGGCUGAUGAGCAGGAGGACCGCGGCAUCCUCAGCGAUCAGCACAAGUGUAUUUACAAGGGCCGUUCUGUUUCCUUGACCACCUUCUACCGGACAGCCAGGAACACUAUGAACAUGUGCUUCAGCAAGGAGCCCACGGCCGCCGAAGUGGAGCAAGAGUACUGGCGCAUCGUGGAGCAGAAGGACUGCCAUGUGGCCGUCCACAGCGGGAAGGUGGACACCAGCACGCAUGGGAGUGGCUUCCCCGUGGGCAAGUCGGAGCCCUUCUCCAAACAUGGAUGGAACCUCACAAUCCUGCCCCACAACUCUGGGUCCAUCCUGCGUUACCUUGGUGCUGUGCCUGGGGUGACCGUCCCCUGGCUGAACAUCGGCAUGAUGUUUUCUACCUCAUGUUGGUCUCGCGACCAGAACCGCCUUCCGUUCAUCGAUUACUUACACACAGGUGCAGACUGCAUUUGGUAUUGUAUUCCUGCUGAAGAAAAGGCCAAGCUGGACAAAGUGGUGCACACCUUGCUGCAGGCCAAUGGUACCCCUGGGCUGGAGAUGCUGGAGAAGAACAUCAUGAUCUCUCCGGAGGUUCUCUCCCGCGAGGGCAUCAAGGUGCACCGCACGGUCCAGCAGAGCGGCCAGUUCGUUGUCUCUUUCCCGGGAAUUGUGUCCAGGGUCUGCUGGUACAGCGUCUCCGAAACCGUGCACUUUGCCACCCCCCAGUGGAUGAACCUGGGAUACGAGGCUGCUAAGGAUCUGAAAUGCCGACGCAUCGCGAAACCCUUUUCCAUGGAGAAGCUGCUCUACCAAAUCGCCAUGUUCGAGUCCAAGCGUGAGAACGGCCACGUUCUGGGCACAAUCGCCACUCUUCUCAAAGAUCUCAGGGACAUAGAGAUGCGGCAGCGGCAGAAGCUGUACGAGGCCGGACUGCUUUCCUCUGCCCGCUACGGCUCGCACGAUGGCACUCAGGCACCCGGCGAGGCCAGGAAGAAGCAGCGCAAGUGGCUGGCACUGGAGUCAUCGGAACGCCGAUGCCAGACAUGCCAGCACCUCUGCUACCUAUCCAUGGUCGUCCAGGAAAACGAGAAUGUGGUCUUCUGCUUGGAGUGCGCGUCACACUAUGUGGAGAAACACAAGUCCUGCCGGGGCCUGAAGAUGAUGUAUCGCUACGACAAGGAGCAGAUUGACAGCCUGGUGGACCUCGUGUGCGGUAAGGCGAUGAAGGGCCGUCAGAACUGUAACGGGGUCGUGCCGGUCAAGACGGCUGCCAAGCGCGGCCCGCGGAAGCGAGCGACGGUGGAGGUUUCCCGCUCCCGCCUCCCGUCCUCCCACCUGGCCAAAAGUGCUACGGGUUCCUAGUGAAGAUGCCAAGAAGUCCCAGGGUGCUUUUUUUAUUUGCUGUAACCCCCCCCCCCCCCCCCACUUGUCACCACUUUCUUCCUGCCAAGAGGAAGUUUUUGCACUAGAGUUUGAUGUCAUCCUUGUUUUUAUGAGGUCUUCUUAUGAGGGCCUAGCAUUACAUUGACAUUUAUGUGGCUGCACCUGACCCCCCCCCCCCC